GCAUCGCUACAAUUCCAAGUAUUAUUCAUACUCUUUCCGCCUCUCAUCGCGUUUCUUCUUUCUUUGGCUGAUCAAUUCGUUCCAUCUGUCAAUUGCUGUAUAUCCCUUCCGCGUGUCGCCUGUGCAGCGUUGACAUAGACUGCGCGCUCAAACGUGAUGGCUCCGAAAACGUCGAAAGCGUCAUCGACAGCCGCACCGUCUGAGAAACAUGGAUAUGAGUUCAUGGGCCCUCCCGGUGCAUUCCUCAUCUCCAUCGGAUUGCCUAUCCUUUGUUACGUCUUCGCAUUUGGCUGCAACGAUGUCUCUGGCUGUCCAAUUCCAUCAUUGCUUCACCCGACGGAAUUCAACAUCGAAGAUCUAAAGCGGGACAUCGGAUGGAAAGGUAUAGAGUCAAUCAUCAACCUGCAGUCUAUCUUAGCUACGGUCGGGUGGUAUAUUUACCUCCUGACUUUGACGAGAUUUUUACCUGCAACUGAGAUUGAAGGUGUUGAACUUGACUCUGGUGGCAAACUGAAGUAUCGACUUAACACCUUCAAUAUCCACGUCUUUACGCUCGCAAUUGCAGCGGCAGGUACCCUCUAUCAGGGCGCUGACUGGCCGAUCUGGGUAUUCUUAUGGGAAAACACGAUCCCACUUCUUACUACUAACCUUGUAUUUGCGUAUGCAUUGGCUACUUUUGUCUAUAUACGGUCUUUCAGUGUCAAGCCAGGCAACAAGGAGCUCCGUGAGCUCGCCAAGGGUGGACAAAGUGGCAACAUGCUAUACGACUGGUUCAUCGGACGCGAACUCAAUCCCCGCAUCACUCUUCCAGUCUUCGGCGAGAUUGACAUUAAGUCAUGGAUGGAGCUACGUCCUGGUAUGAUUGCAUGGGUUGUUAUCAAUCUGUCAAACAUUGCUGCGCAAUAUCGCCACUAUGGUCAUGUGACAGAUUCGAUUCUGUUCAUCACGUUUGCUCAGGCCUUCUACACACUUGAUGGCCAAUACAUGGAGCCUGCUAUCCUCACUACUAUCGAUAUAAUCGCUGAUGGAUUUGGCUUCAUGCUAGCUUUCGGGGAUGUGCCAUGGUUGCCGUUUACUUACAGCAUCCAUACUCGUUACUUAGCUGUUCAUCCCGUUCAGCUCGGUCCGCUUCGACUGCUGGGUGUCUUUGCCGUUCAGGCUUCCGGCUAUGCACUUUUCCGUGCUGUUAACAACGAGAAGAAUCGCUUCCGUACCAACCCAAAAGAUCCGAGAAUUGCCCACCUGGAAUACAUUGAGACCGAAUCUGGCUCCAAAUUACUGACUACUGGCUGGUGGGGAACGGCCCGCCAUAUCAACUAUCUGGGCGACUGGUUGAUGAGUUGGUCCUUCUGUCUUCCGACCGCAAUCGCGGGAUAUGUCAUUGAGCGUGACUCAAUCGCUGGUAUUCUAGGACCUAAGAAGGUCGUUCCGGGUGAAGCAAAAGGAUGGGGAAUGCUAUUCACCUACUUUUUCAUGAUCUACUUUGCCGUUCUACUCAUUCAUAGAGAGCGCAGAGAUGAGGAGAAGUGCAGACGCAAAUAUGGCAAGGACUGGGACCGCUAUGUGGAGAAAGUUCCUUAUAGAAUCAUUCCAUACGUCUACUAAGACAAUCUUGGGUGUUUUCUGGCGGUCAACAUUGUAUCAAACCGAAUGCGGGAGAGAUUGGAAUACAGUAUACUAGGCACAGGGAGAAAAUCCGAAAGAUUCUGACAUUAUGUAUCAUAAGCUAAUCAUCAUACUGCUGGAGACAGCAAGAUAGGAGGAAGAGUGGUAAUACACUCAGGCAUCAGACACUAGGCAUCAAUAUUUAGGUAGAAGCGGUACU
Molecule: messenger RNA, 1825 nt
Organism: Pseudovirgaria hyperparasitica
Lineage: Eukaryota; Fungi; Ascomycota; Dothideomycetes; Acrospermales; Acrospermaceae
Product: sterol C-14 reductase-like protein
Exons: 3
Coding region: 157-1605 (482 amino acids)
Biological process (GO): ergosterol biosynthetic process
Cellular component (GO): endoplasmic reticulum membrane
Molecular function (GO): Delta14-sterol reductase activity
Source: RefSeq, a predicted model, not a curated record